UCCACGGCGCGCUGCCACGAUCACUGUUCCUCCGGAUCUCGAGCGGUGCGCGUCGUCUCAUCACGGUCGGCACUUGAACGCCGCUCUCUCCCUUUCUCGCAUCGAUCCCCAGUGCGUUAUCGUGUACCUCGAGCGAGACACAACUAACACGAUAGUUGAACUGCCGUGUUUCAUUUCGCUCUGCACUGUCGAGUGCCUAUUAUUUUUGUGGUGCUGUGCUUUCUUCAACAUUCAAGUGUGAAUAAAAACCAAAUGGUUGUGGUCGAAGAGGGCAGUAUGCUGACCACCGGACCAAAUCAGUACCUGCAGCCGGACUAUCUUUCUCCGCUUCCAACUACGUUGGACGCGAAGAAGAGUCCCUUGGCAUUGCUAGCCCAGACCUGCAGCCAGAUCGGCGCGGACUCGCCGACGAAGCCACUGAUCUCGUCGUUGGACAAGUCCGGCAAGGGCUCCUCAACGGCGUCGAGCGCGCGCUCACCGCCGACGGCGAAACUCGAGCGCUCGCGCAAUAGUCCGUCCGACGGCGGCAGCAAGUCCAACUCCACGUCGUCGUCCUCGUCGUCGUCGCUGUCGUCCUCGUCGCUACUGGCGUUCAAGCCGUACGAGACGAACGUAGUGUCGAAGCGCAGCAGCGAGGAAUCGCGACCCGCUUCUAAAGCGAGCAGUGUGCACAGUGCAAGUGGUGUCGCCGACAGUGCGAGUGCCAGUGACGACACCAACAACAACACCCACAAGCGGUCGAGCCACCGCAGCACGCCGGUCGGGCGCAAGUCGGCGUCGCCCACGCAAACGAGCCCGUGCAACAGCAGCAGCAGCAGCAACAGCAGCAGCGGCGGCGGCGGCGGCAGCAGCAGCAAGAGCCCGAGCGGCAGCAGCAGCGAGCGCAAGACGCCCGCGCAGGAGCGCGACAAGUCGAGCGCGUCGCCGAAGAACAGCGGCGGCGCCAGUCCCAUCAUCCGCUCGGGCAUGGAGAUCCUGUCGGGCCACAAGGACGCGGCGAGCAUGUACAAGCCGGGCGGCCUGCCGUUCGCCGCCGCGAGCGCGCUGUGCUGUCCGCCGAGCGUGGCCGAGAACCCGGCCUUCAGACCCCCGUUCGCCGGCGCGCCGCCCUUCUCGCACCACCACGCCGCCGCGCUGCUCGGCUACACGGCCGCCAACAACCCGUACCUCAACUACGCCAGGGUGAAGACGGCGUCGGGCGGCGAGACGCUCGUGCCCGUGUCCGUGUGCAAGGACCCGUUCUGCAACGGCUGCCAGUACAGCGUGCACAACCUCAUGGGCGCGCCGGCGGCCGCCGCCUGCCCGAGCGGCUGCACGCAGUGCGACCACCAGAAGUACGGGCUGAUGAGCCUGUCGUCGCUGGGGCCCAUGGCGCCACCGGCGCUGGCCGGCUACGCGGCGCCGCUGCCCGCCGCGGUGGCCGCGGCGGCCGCGGCCGCCGGCAAGCCGCACGUGUGCAGCUGGGUCGCCGGCGACUCCUACUGCGGCAAGAGGUUCGCCACCUCCGACGAGCUCCUCCAGCACCUGCGCAGCCACACGAGCCUCGGCGCCGAGGCGCUGCACCCGCUGCUGUCGCCGCGCGGCUACCCGGCGCCGUCGCUCAGUCCGCUCAGCGCCAGAUACCACCCCUACGGCAAGCCGCCCACGGCGCCGCUGCCGGCCUCGAUCGCCGCCUCACCUUACAGCGCGUUCAACGCCCUCGGCCCUUACUACUCGCCCUACACUAUCUACGGCCAGAGACUUGGCGCUGCCGUGCAUCCUUAAUCCAGUGUGCAGUGCAUCGCUGAUGAUAGACCCAACGAUCAUGAUGAUGAUGACAUCGGGUACAGAGUGUGCUCGGGUUAAAGUGCGUGGAAAUAUAUAUGACGAGGAUCAACGCGCGUCGUCUCGUCGUCUCUCUCACCGAUUCGUUUUUCCGAAUGUGACUGUGAUAUUACGUACCCGCAAAAUUUCCCAGGACGGAAUAAAAUUGACGGAAUGAGUGUGCGCGAAUGUGUGACGAACGCCCGACCAAAGGUCGCCAAUGUCCUAUUUAUACCGUCAUUAUUUAUUAUUUAUCAUCGCGCGUACGUGCGAUUGGUUUCAUGAGAUGUGCAAGAGCGAGGAAAAGAAAGUUUCUUUGAGUGUGUGCGUGUGUGUAUGUGUGUGUGAGAGAGAGAAUAUGAGAGUAGAAAGGAUCGUUGCGAAGCAAAUUUAAAUACGACUGCAUUGAUUAUGUUAACAACUAUUGCGACGACGAUUUUUUUUUUCUUUCUCGACUUUCUUUUUUCUCCUCUGUUCUUUUUUUUUAAUAUUAAACUUAAUUAUUAUUGUCACGAGCACUUGUAAAUACGAUCUGUAAAUAUCGUUGAGUUUCCAUACCGCUUUAAUAAAAACACGUUUGUA
This is a messenger RNA of Phymastichus coffea, 2385 nucleotides long. Its product is annotated as zinc finger protein Noc-like. Gene Ontology annotation, cellular component: nucleus. The coding region runs from base 253 to 1764 and encodes 503 amino acids. Gene Ontology annotation, biological process: negative regulation of DNA-templated transcription. NCBI's taxonomy places the organism in Eukaryota, Metazoa, Arthropoda, Insecta, Hymenoptera, Eulophidae. The record is from RefSeq and is a predicted model, not a curated record. The transcript has 2 exons.